Molecule: messenger RNA, 663 nt
Organism: Larimichthys crocea (large yellow croaker)
Lineage: Eukaryota; Metazoa; Chordata; Actinopteri; Sciaenidae
Product: caveolin-2
Exons: 3
Coding region: 33-581 (182 amino acids)
Biological process (GO): caveola assembly; regulation of cytosolic calcium ion concentration; cell differentiation
Cellular component (GO): caveola; sarcolemma; focal adhesion
Molecular function (GO): molecular adaptor activity
Source: RefSeq, a predicted model, not a curated record
ACGCCCUGCUCAUCCAACGUAUUUCCAAUGACAUGACCACAGCGGUCGACCGAGCAGAAAGACAGCUCAACUUUGUGGAAAUGGAGGACGAGAGAUUAAAAGACCUGAGACCAGCAGGGGAACUGAUGGAAGUCAAAGUGGAUGUGCAAUCUGAAGAUCUGAAUUCCACCCACAGAGACACGCGGCCUCUGAUGCAUGACAGGGAUCCCAAAAGAGUCAACAAGAGUCUUAAGGUCACGUUUGAGGAUGUGAUUGCAGAGCCUCCCUCCGUGCGGAGCUUUGAUAAAGUGUGGCUGUGGAGUCACGCCCUGUUUGAAGUGUCCAGAUUGUGGUGCUACCGUCUCAUCUCCCUCCUACUGGCUGUGCCGGUAUCACUGGUAGCAGGGAUUCUCUUUGCUGUGCUCAGCUGCCUUCACAUUUGGUUAAUCAUGCCCAGUGUGCAGCUCCUUCUUAUCAACAUGCACUGGGUCCGGACCGUGUGGGGCAGCAUACUGAACAUUCUCAUCAGCCCCUUCUUCACCAGUAUUGGAAAGUGCUGUGGUCAGAUCACCAUCCAUCUAGCAAAAGAUGAAGGCAGAUAGAAAAACACACUGUGUAUAAAUGUUUGGUUAAAACAGUGGGUACAGAGAAAAAGCAAGUGGUAACAUAUGACAUACUAACUAU